AUGGAGGAGAUCCGGGCAGCAAAGUAUCCGGACGUCAAAGACGAUCACAGCAAAGCAACUGACGAGAAAAUGAUGUCAAUUUAUCUGCAAAGUAUCAACGACAACGGAGAAUCAUGGCCUGAAGAGUUCAUGGAAGACAGAGACGUGUUCACCAAGAAUCCAAGCGAGGUUUUCGAAUCCGAGAACCCUUUCGUCGUAUUCGUUUACCCAAGAACAGAAGCCUGUGGUAGAACCGAUGGAUGCGGCUGUGGUGGCUGGAGGAUCAUAGGUCAUGAUAAACUGAUCAAAGACGAGGAUACUGGGAAGAUUCUAGGGUUCAAGAAGAUCCUCAAGUUCUGCGGAGAAACGCAAGCGAGAGGUUACAAGAGAACUUGGGUGAUGGAGCAGUACAGGGUUCCGAGUAAAUGGAACCCUAAGCAAGACCACGUUGUUUGCAAGAUUCAGCUUUUGUUCCAAACCGAGAUCAGUUUCUUGCUAGCCAAGCACUUCUCGUACUCAGCAGAUCCGCUUCCUGUGAUAUUUGAUUCUGGUGGAAACGAGUGGCCUUGCUACGUUACCAACGACAUCUACCGCGUGCAUCCAUCGACGCUUGUGGAUCAUGAAGAUAAGAGGUCUACAGCAUCUGGACUCUGCGUCUUCGCUAACCGAACAGAGGCUUGUGGUUACACCGACGGGUGUGAAAGCGGUCGCUGGAGGAUCGUGGAAGAGGAUAAUGCGAACUUCUCGAUGAGCCAUGAGGUGAUGGGUUACAAGAGGGUCUUCAAGUUUUACGAAGAGGACAAAGGAAGAUAUUUUGAUAUUGUGGACGGAGAACAAGUGUUGAGAACCUGGAUUAUGGAAGAGUAUAGGCUUGUCGAAGACGCAAUGAAGGAUAAAGUGUUGUGCGUUAUCAAGCGAGGUCGGAGGUAA
Brassica napus (rape) is the source of this 909-nucleotide messenger RNA. RefSeq lists its product as uncharacterized. Bases 1 to 909 code for a protein of 302 amino acids. The record is from RefSeq and is a predicted model, not a curated record. Gene Ontology annotation, biological process: regulation of DNA-templated transcription. The transcript has 2 exons. NCBI's taxonomy places the organism in Eukaryota, Viridiplantae, Streptophyta, Magnoliopsida, Brassicales, Brassicaceae. Gene Ontology annotation, molecular function: DNA binding.